Molecule: messenger RNA, 7113 nt
Organism: Orcinus orca (killer whale)
Lineage: Eukaryota; Metazoa; Chordata; Mammalia; Artiodactyla; Delphinidae
Gene: MUC6
Product: mucin 6, oligomeric mucus/gel-forming
Exons: 32
Coding region: 1-7113 (2370 amino acids)
Cellular component (GO): extracellular matrix
Molecular function (GO): protein binding
Source: RefSeq, a predicted model, not a curated record
AUGAGGCCCACACGGGAGCCCACUGGGAGCCAGCACAGCCAGGAGCCCCUUUAUCACACGCCACCUGCGUGCGCGGCGCCCAGGCUUCUCUGGGGAGCGAGCCAGUGCCUGGAGCCCGGCGGGCAGACCUGCAGGUGCCGCGGGACAGACGACGCCACGGACAGCCGGGGCCCAGCUCGCCCAGCCCUGAGCCCCACUCUCGGGACCCCAUCUCCCCAGGGACCUCCCGGCUCCCAGCGUCUGCGGCCGCCCCCCACUCACUGCCCUUCCACGCGUCUGGACGACAGCUCCUUGGUGCCCCCAGGCCUCCGGAGGCUGAAGGACUCCCCGCAGACAGCUCCAGACAGGGGCUGGUGCUCCACGUGGGGGCCCGGCCACUUCACCACCUUCGACGGCCACACGUAUGACUUCUCGGGGACCUGCAACUACAUAUUUGCGGCCAUGUGCAAGGAUGCCUCGUCCACCUUCAGCGUGCAGCUACGGCGAGGGCCGAGCGGGAACAUCUCCCGGGUCAUCGUGGAGCUGGGGGCCUCUGUGGUCACUGUGCAGAAGGCGGUCAUCUCCGUCAAGGAUGUGGGGGUCGUCAGCCUGCCCUACACCAGCAACGGGCUCCAGAUCACACCCUUUGGCCAGAGCGUGCGGCUGGUGGCCAAGCAGCUGGAGCUGGAGCUGGUGGUCAUGUGGGGUCCGGGCGCCCACCUCAUGGUCCUGGUGGAGAAGAAGCACAUGGGCAAGAUGUGUGGGCUGUGUGGGAACUUCGACGGCGAGAAGGCCAAUGAGUUUCUGAGCGAGGACGGGCAACUCCUGGAACCCCCUAAGUACGCCGCCCUCCAGAAGCUGGAUGACCCCAACGAGAUCUGUGCCUAUGAGGCCAUCCCCAGCCCCCGGGUCCCGCAGGCAGAGAACGCCCAGACCUGCAUCCAGUUGCUGACCCUGGUGUCCCGCGAGUGCAACGUGCCCAAGGAGCCCUUCCUGCUGAGCUGCCAGGUGGACAUGGCCACGUGUGCCCAGCCCGGCCGGCACCACUGCAGCUGUGCCACGCUAUCUGAGUACUCGCGCCAGUGCAGCAUGGCCGGCCAGCCCGUCAACAGCUGGCGGGGCCCUGGCCUCUGUUCUGUGGGCCAGUGCCCAGCCAACCAGGUGUACCGGGAGUGCGGCGAGACCUGCGUGCAGACCUGCUCCAACCCGCGGCGCAGCUGCUCCGGCUUCUGCACCUUCGGCUGCUUCUGCCCAGAAGGUAUGGUUCUGGACGACAUCUCCAAAAACCACAGCUGCGUGCCUGUCCCCCAGUGCCCCUGCAUGCUCAGCGGGGUAGUCUUCGCCCCUGGGGAGGUCACGACAGCCGCCUGCCAGACCUGCCGGUGCUCUGGGGGCCGCUGGGAGUGCGUGGAGCAGCCCUGCCCCAGGCGCUGUGCCCUGGAGGGCGGCUCCUUCGUCACCACAUUCGACGCCAGGCCCUACCGCUUCCACGGCACCUGCACCUACAUCCUCCUCCAGAGCCCCCAGCUCCCCGACGGGGGCUCGCUCAUGGCCGUGUACGACAAGUCUGGGUACUCGCACUCGGAGACAUCGCUGGUCGCUGUCAUCUACGUGUCCAGCCAGGACAAAAUUGUGAUUUCUCAGGACGAGGUGAUCACCAACAACGGGGACACCAAGCGGCUGCCGUAUGAGACUCGCAACAUCACGGUCUUCAGGCAGACAUCCACCCACUUGCAAAUGGUCACCACCUUCGGGCUGGAGCUCGUGAUCCAGCUGUGGCCGUUGUUCCAGGUGUACAUCACUGCCGGGCCCCAGUUCAGAGGCCAGACCAGAGGGCUCUGCGGCAACUUCAACGGGGACACGACGGACGACUUCAUGACCAGCAUGGGCAUCACCGAGGGCACCGCCUCGCUCUUCGUGGACUCCUGGCGGGCAGGGAACUGCCCAGCCGCGCGCGAGCGUGAGACCGACCCCUGCUCCAUGAGCCAGCUCAACAAGGUGUGCGCGGAGACCCACUGCGCGGUGCUGGUGAAGAAGGGCACGGUGUUCGAGAGGUGCCACGCCGCCGUGGACCCCAAGCCCUUCUACAAGAGGUGCGUGUACCAGGCCUGCAACUACGAGGAGACCUUCCCGCACAUCUGCGCCGCCCUGGGCGACUACGCCCUCACGUGCACCUCACGGGGCGUCCUGCUCCCGGGCUGGAGGAGCAGCGUGGACAACUGCAGCACCCCUUGCACAGGCAACCAGACGUUCAGCUACGACAGCCAGGCCUGUGACCGCACGUGCCUGUCUCUGUCCGACCGCGAGGUCGAGUGCCACCCCAGCGCCGUGCCCGUGGACGGCUGCAACUGCCCUGAGGGCACCUACCUGAACCACAAGGCUGAGUGCGUGCGUGAGGCCCAGUGUCCCUGCCUCCUGGACAGCUCCAAGUUCAUCCUGGCCGACCAGUCCACCAUGGUCAAUGGCGUCAUCUGCUACUGCGUCAACGGGCGGCUGAGCUGCCCGGCACAGCCUCAGAUGCUCUUGGAAACCUGCUCGGCCCCCAAGACGUUCCAGUCCUGCAGCCAGUCCUCGGAGGACAAGUUCGGGGCAGCCUGCGCUCCCACCUGCCAGAUGCUAGCCACCGGCACCCCCUGUGUGCCCACCAAGUGUGAGCCUGGCUGUGUCUGUGCCAAGGGGCUCUACGAGAACGCCAGCGGACAGUGCGUGCCCCCCGAGGAGUGCCCGUGCGAGUUUGCAGGCGUCUCCUAUCCCCAGGGCGCCGAGCUCCACACGGACUGCAAGAGCUGCAUCUGCUCUAGGGGGACGUGGACGUGCCAGCAGAGUGCCCACUGCCCAUCCACCUGCACCCUCUACGGGGAGGGCCACGUGGUCACCUUCGAUGGGCAGCGCUUCGUGUUUGAUGGCAACUGCGAGUACAUCCUGGCCACAGACGGCUGUGGCGCCAGCGACUCGCAGCCCACCUUCAAGAUCCUUACAGAGAAUGUCGUGUGUGGGAAGUCGGGCGUCACCUGCUCACGGGCCAUCAAGAUCUUCCUGGGGGGCCUGUCCAUCACGCUGGCGGAUAGGAACUACACAGUCAGCGGGGAGGACCCCGGCGUGCACUUCCAGGUCAAGGCCAGCUCCCUGCACCUGGUGCUGGACGCCACCGUCAGCAGCACGUACAACCUGACCCUCAUCUGGAACAAGCACAUGACCGUCUUCAUCAAGAUCGCCCGUGCCUCCCAGGACGCCCUCUGCGGCUUGUGCGGCAACUACAACGGGAACAUGAAGGACGACUUCCAGACACGCAGCAAGUACCUGGCGUCCAGCGAGCUGGAGUUCGUGAACUCCUGGAAGGAGAGCCCGCUGUGCGGGGACACCACCUUCACGCAGGACCCCUGCAGCCUCAACGCCUUCCGUCGCUCCUGGGCUGAGCGCAAGUGCAGCAUCAUCAACAGCCAGACCUUCGCCGCCUGCCAUGGCCAGGUGUACCGCCUGCCUUACUAUGAGGCCUGCGUGCGCGACACGUGUGGGUGUGACACCGGCGGGGACUGCGAGUGCCUGUGUGACGCUGUGGCCGCCUACGCCAAGGCCUGCGUGGACAAGGGCGUGUGCGUGGACUGGCGGUCCCCAGACUUCUGCCCCAUCUACUGCGACUUCUACAACACCCACACGCAGGCGGGCGGCGGCAAGCACCAGUACGCCCAGGAGGCCAGCUGUACGUGGCACUACCAGCCGUGCCUCUGCCCCGCGUUGCUGCAGAGCUUCCCGGGGCCCAACAUCGAAGGCUGCUACAACUGCUCCCAGAACGAGUACUUCGAUCACGACAAGGGGAUGUGCUUGCCGUGCAGUAAGCUCACAGCUCCCUACCCCACAACAACAGCAUGUGUGCCACACUCAGGCUCCCACAGCACGGAAACCAGGCCCACCACAGCCACGGCCAGCACCACAGUGACCCCCAGCACCACUGCGCUGAGCUCCACCAGACCCUCGCCAAGCUCCCCGGCCACACCUGAGGCCCUGACCCGGACACCCAGCCUUCCGGCCACGCCAACGGCCACAGCCACAGCCCCCACCACCCAGACACAACCAACAGUCCCCUCAGGAGAUUCACCUCAAACCACCUCCACCGUCACCACACGGGCCACAUCGGUGCCGGCCACCACGGCCACUCGAAGGCCAACAGCCACGGCACCCACCGUGACCCAAGCCACAACACAGCCCACAGGAUCCUCCCACGACACAGCCACGCAGUCCACAGCUCGGUCCACGGCGCGAACCACAGCAGCCCCACCAACCCCGGCAACAUCAGGGACCUCCACAGUGUCCCCCGCAAGUAAGCAUGCCACCACUGCCCGUCCCCACAGAGGGGCCUCAGCGGGGCAGCCCCAGCACCCAGCCCAAGCUAUGUGGGGCCGCGUGGAAGACAGCAGCCUUGGGCCACCCCCACGACCACACAGGACCGGCUCAGCGUUCUCAACACACCGUUGGACCCCUGAAGCCCCUGUCAGCCAGGAGACACAGCAGACGGACCUCCCACGACCCCCGGAGAGCACCACAGGCCACAGCACAACACACACCAGUCCACUGUCAGGAGCCACCACUGCUAGGGCCGAGGCGGACACCAGUCACACCACACACUCUGAAUCCAGCUCCCUAACACACACCGCCACGGCCACACCCCCCAUGCCACACACCCCCUUCACCACUCACUCCACCCCCACCCUCUCUGUCCCCACUACCACCCACACAACAGGUCCGCCCACAGGAACACCUUUCUGGACCGCCACCACCUACCCCACCCCAUCACACCCACAGACGCUUCCCCCCAACGUGUCAACAUCUGCCACCUCCUUGGUGGCUCCAACCUCUCACCGAGUCACCACAUCAACGGAGCCCCAUGCUACCUCCUCCAGCCCAAAGCCAACUGGCACCCCACCCACAUCGACACACGUCCCUGUCACAGAAACAGAGCCUACACCCACAGCCCCGCCACCGACCAAGACCACAACAGGGACCACCACACCCACAGCCCCGCCACUGACCAAGACCACAACAGAGACCGCCACACCCACAGCCCCGCCACCGACCAAGACCACAACAGAGACCACCACACCCACAAACACCACCACUGACAAAGACCACAACAGAGACCACCACACCCACAGCCCCGCCACUGACAAAGACCACAACAGAGACCACCACACCCAGAACAUCACCACUGACAAAGACCACAACAGAGACGACCACACCCAGAACACCACCACUGACAAAGACCACAACAGAGACCACCACACCCAGAACACUACCACUGACAAAGACCACAACAGAGACCACCACACCCACAGCCCCGCCACUGACAAAGACCACAACCGGGACCACCACACCCAGAACAUCACCACUGACAAAGACCACAACAGAGACCACCACACCCAGAACACCACCACUGACAAAGACCACAACAGAGACCACCACACCCAGAACACCACCACUGACAAAGACCACAACAGAGACCGCCACACCCAGAACAUCACCACUGACAAAGACCACAACAGGGACCACCACACCCACAGCCCCGCCACUGACAAAGACCACAACAGAGACUGCCGCACCCCCAGCCCCGCCACUGACAAAGACCACAACAGGGACCACCACACCCACAACCCUGCCACUGACAAAGAACACAGCACGGACCGCCACACCCACAGCCCUGCCACUGACAAAGACAACAGCACGGACCACCACAGCCACAGCCCCGCCACUGACAAAGACAACAACAGAGACCGCCGCACCCACAGCCCCGCCACUGACAAAGACCACAACAGGGACCACCACACCCAGAACAUCACCACUGACAAAGACCACAACAGAGACCACCACACCCACAGCCACACCACUGACAAAGACAACAGGGACCACCACACCCAGAACACCAGCACUCACAAAGACCACAACAGAGACCACCACACCCACAGCCACAACACUGACGACCACAACAGAGACCACCACACCCACAGCCCCGCCACUGACAAAGACCUCAACAGGGACCACCACACCCACAACGCUGCCACUGACAAAGACCACAACAGGGACCGCCACAUCCACAGCCCUGCCACUGACAAAGACCACAACAGAGACCACCACACCCAGAGCCCCGCCACUGACAAAGACCACAACAGAGACCACCACACCCAGAACACCACCACUGACAAAGACCACAACAGAGACCACCACACCCAGAGCCCUGCCACUGACAAAGACCACAACAGAGACCACCACACCCAGAACACCACCACUGACAAAGACCACAACAGAGACCACCACACCCACAGCCACACCACUGACAAAGACCACAACAGGAACCACCACACCCACAAUCCUGCCACUGACAAAGACCACAACAGAGACCACCACACCCAGAACAUCACCACUGACAAAGAUCACAACACAGACCACCACACCCACAGCAACACCACUGACAAAGACAACAGGGACCUCCACACCCACAACCCUGCCACUGACAAAGAACACAGCACGGACCACCACACCCACAGCCCCGCCACUGACAAAGACAACAACAGAGACCGCCACACCCACAGCCCCGCCACUGACAAAGACCACAACAGGGACCACCACACCCACAGCCACACCACUGACAAAGACAACAGAGACCACCACACCCACAGCCCCGCCACUGACAAAGACCUCAACAGGGACCACCACACCCACAACCCCACCACUGACAAAGACUACAACAGGGACCACCACACCCAGAACCCCGCCACUGACAAAGACCACGACAGGGACCACCACACCCACAGCCCCGCCACUGACAAAGACCACAACAGAGACUGCCGCACCCCCAGCCCCGCCACUGACAAAGACCACAACAGAGACUGCUACACCCCCAGCCCCGCCACUGACAAAGACCACAACAGGGACUGCCACACCCACAACCCUGUCACUGACAAAGAACACAGCACGGACCACCACACCCACAGCCCCGCCACUGACAAAGACAACAGCACGGACCACCACACCAACAGCCCCGCCACUGACAAAGACCACAACAGAGACCGCCACACCCACAGCUCCGCCACUGACAAAGACCACAACAGGGACCGCCACACCCACAACCCUCCCCACCACUGA